CCCAUGAGCGGGGGCUGGCCCGGGGGCCAGGCCUGCCAGCCGGCCGUGGAGAUGGCGCUGGAGGACGUGAACAGCCGCAGGGACAUCCUGCCGGACUAUGAGCUCAAGCUCAUCCACCACGACAGCCAGUGUGACCCAGGCCAGGCCACCAAGUACCUGUAUGAACUGCUCUACAACGACCCCAUCAAGAUCAUCCUCAUGCCGGGCUGCAGCUCCGUCUCCACGCUGGUGGCAGAGGCCGCCAGGAUGUGGAAUCUCAUUGUGCUUUCCUAUGGCUCCAGCUCACCAGCCCUGUCGAACCGGCAGCGCUUUCCUACGUUCUUUCGAACUCACCCGUCAGCCACCUUGCACAAUCCUACCCGUGUGAAACUUUUUGAGAAGUGGGGCUGGAAGAAGAUCGCCACCAUCCAGCAGACCACCGAAGUCUUCACGUCGACGCUGGAUGACCUGGAGGAGCGCGUGAAGGAGGCUGGAAUCGAGAUUACUUUCCGCCAGAGCUUCUUCUCAGACCCAGCUGUGCCCGUCAAGAACCUGAAGCGCCAGGACGCCCGCAUCAUCGUGGGACUUUUCUAUGAGACUGAAGCCCGCAAAGUGUUCUGCGAGGUGUACAAGGAGCGGCUCUUCGGGAAGAAGUAUGUGUGGUUCCUCAUUGGCUGGUACGCGGACAAUUGGUUCAAGACCUAUGACCCGUCCAUCAACUGCACCGUGGACGAGAUGACGGAGGCGGUGGAGGGCCACAUCACCACUGAGAUUGUCAUGCUGAACCCUGCCAACACCCGCAGCAUUUCCAACAUGACAUCCCAGGAAUUUGUGGAAAAACUGACCAAGAGACUGAAAAGACACCCCGAGGAGACGGGGGGCUUCCAGGAGGCCCCGCUGGCUUACGAUGCCAUCUGGGCCUUGGCCCUGGCCCUGAACAAGACCUCGGGAGGGGGUGGCCACGCGGGCGUGCGCCUGGAAGACUUCAACUACAACAACCAGACCAUCACCGACCAGAUCUACCGGGCGAUGAACUCCUCGUCCUUCGAGGGCGUCUCCGGCCACGUGGUGUUUGAUGCCAGCGGCUCUCGGAUGGCAUGGACGCUUAUUGAGCAGCUCCAGGGUGGCAGCUACAAGAAGAUCGGCUACUAUGACAGCACCAAGGAUGACCUCUCCUGGUCGAAAACAGAUAAGUGGAUUGGAGGGUCUCCCCCUGCUGACCAGACCCUGGUAAUCAAGACAUUCCGCUUCCUGUCACAGAAACUCUUUAUCUCCGUCUCAGUUCUCUCCAGCUUGGGCAUUGUCCUAGCUGUUGUCUGUCUGUCUUUUAACAUCUACAACUCCCACGUCCGCUACAUCCAGAACUCACAGCCCACCCUGAACAACCUGACGGCUGUGGGCUGCUCGCUGGCCUUGGCUGCUGUCUUCCCCCUGGGCCUGGACGGGUACCACAUCGGGAGAAACCAGUUCCCCUUUGUCUGCCAGGCCCGCCUCUGGCUCCUCGGCCUGGGCUUCAGUCUGGGCUACGGCUCCAUGUUCACCAAGAUCUGGUGGGUCCACACGGUCUUCACCAAGAAGGAGGAAAAGAAAGAGUGGAGGAAGACCCUGGAGCCCUGGAAGCUGUACGCCACGGUGGGCCUGCUGGUGGGCACGGACCUCCUCACUCUCGCCGUGUGGCAGAUCGUGGACCCCUUGCACCGGACCAUCGAGACUUUCGCCAAGGAGGAGCCGAAGGAAGACAUCGAUGUGUCCAUCCUGCCGCCCGUCAGCUUCUGCCCAGUGCCCCCCGCCGCUGUCGCAGGCAUUUUCUAUGGCUACAAGGGGCUGCUGCUGCUGCUGGGUAUCUUUCUUGCUUAUGAGACCAAGAGUGUGUCCACCGAGAAGAUCAAUGACCACCGGGCGGUGGGCAUGGCCAUCUACAAUGUGGCGGUCCUGUGCCUCAUCACCGCGCCCGUCACCAUGAUCCUGUCCAGCCAGCAGGACGCAGCCUUCGCCUUCGCCUCUCUCGCCAUCGUCUUCUCCUCCUACAUCACGCUGGUGGUGCUGUUUGUGCCCAAGAUGCGCAGGCUGAUCACCCGAGGGGAAUGGCAGUCGGAGGCUCAGGACACCAUGAAGACGGGGUCCUCGACCAACAACCACGAGGAAGAGAAGUCCCGGCUGCUGGAGAAGGAAAACCGGGAGCUGGAGAAGAUCAUCGCCGAGUCUGGGGGCCUGCCCAGGGGCCCCCCUGAGCUCCCCGACCGGCUGAGCUGUGAUGGGAGUCGAGUCCAUUUGCUUUACAAGUGAGCGGGUGUGGGGAGGAUAGGCCCGUAGGGGAGGGCAGUGGAGAAGCCAGGCUCCCACCCUCCUGUAAAUACAGCCCUCUGGGCACAGACCUUGCCGUCCGGGUUCGUCCAUAUGAUGCCGUCCUCUCUCCCCUCAGCCUCACCACACCCUCUCCCUUCCUGCCCCUCGGGGAGCCUCCCCGGACUGUGUUCUGGGGUGAUUAAGGAGAAGCGGCGUCGGCAGGUUUGGGAGCUGCUUCCAGUGGGUAGUUGGUGAGAAUUCUGACCAAGGCAGCAUCCCUGACUGCUGACCUGGCUCCAUGGGCCGUGGGGAGCGGGUGUGUCCCUGCACAUGUGUGUCUCGGGGACAACCUCCCUGAGUCUCAAUAAACCAGUGAGCACCUGUC
Molecule: messenger RNA, 2650 nt
Organism: Myotis davidii
Lineage: Eukaryota; Metazoa; Chordata; Mammalia; Chiroptera; Vespertilionidae
Gene: GABBR1
Product: gamma-aminobutyric acid type B receptor subunit 1
Exons: 18
Coding region: 4-2265 (753 amino acids)
Biological process (GO): G protein-coupled receptor signaling pathway; gamma-aminobutyric acid signaling pathway
Cellular component (GO): membrane; G protein-coupled receptor heterodimeric complex
Molecular function (GO): G protein-coupled GABA receptor activity
Source: RefSeq, a predicted model, not a curated record